CACUACAACUGCACCAAACAUUUCAUCAUGUUAUGAAGGCGUUGGUAAUACAUACUUUGUAUGUUCUCAAAGUACUGAGCUCGAACAUGAAUAUAAAGACUCAAAUCGCAAAAGAAUCGAUCAUUUCGAUUGUGGUGGCAAAUUAACUAUCAACAUUGACAUUCCAGCUGCAAAAGCCAAA
Molecule: messenger RNA, 181 nt
Organism: Cetraspora pellucida
Lineage: Eukaryota; Fungi; Glomeromycota; Glomeromycetes; Diversisporales; Gigasporaceae
Source: the annotation of a GenBank genome assembly